GUUACUGUCGACAAAACGGCAAACCAAGGAGAAAGAAGCCAAAAUGCCGUGGAAAGUAUACGACGGGAGAGAACCGAUUGAAGUGUUUUUGAAUGGAAACAGACCUUCGAAUAUCCAGCAAAGUAUAUGUCCAUGGGUAUUUGUACCUUGUCAACAUGAAGAACUGAGUGAUGACAACAAGGAUGAGGCAGACACGAAUGGUGCACUUCCGUUGAUGAUUGCCGAGUGGAAAGGUUUGGUGAAGUCUCUAAAACAUGUUACAGCAGAAACCCUGAAGGACUUGGCCGUAAAAUACAAAUACACAUCAGGAAAAUGGAUGAUAUUUGCUAACAGUGAUCAAAUAGAUGAAUUGUGGUUCACUGUUGCCAAAGCUGUAGCUGCAGGUAAACUUGGCAAUGCAGCCAAAGUGAGUUCAAAAAAGCCAGAUGGUAAUAGCCACGUGAUCUGCAUCUACACCAAAGACUUUACAAAAGAAGAUGAUGUCAGAAGAGUUGAAAAAGGGAUACGAAAUGCUGGCAUUCUGGUUGGGAUGCAGUACAAGCCUGAUAUAUAUACGAACUUGGGCAUUUAUGCCAAAAACAAGUUUGGGAUUGCCGCUUCUGUUUAUACAAGUCGAGCUGUUAAAAAAGUGUAAUUAAGCAAGGAACAUGAUGUGGACCUCAAUGUCUUGGGUGUUAUUUUUGUUUUUACUAUUCUUUUAUUCCAGAACGCAAAUUUCUUAACAGGAUCCAUUGAGAUGUUUAUCUUGCACUUGAUGUAUUACGAACUCACAGGAACGAAAUAUUGUACCGAUUAUUCUUGAAUAUAAGAAUGAAUGUAAUUAGAAAGUCAUUUAAAACAAGAUACACCAGACAAGUUUUCAAGGUAUUCAUCAUUUUAUUCAUUCAUUAAGAAUGAACUACUGUUUUUGAUAUCAAACUUAUCAGGCGUUUACUGGUUGAUACAACGAUUAGCAAUUGUUAGCACGGGAUCAUAUUGUUAGUUCAAUGUUCCUUCUUUACUCCACAGAUAGCAUUUGUUGAUUGGAUUCAUUGGACUGUACUUUUUGCACUUGAAUGCAUUGGCAAACUCGCAGGAAUUUGCCAAGGAACCAAUAAUCCUGUUAAAAUGAACAAAGGAUCGUGAUAUCAUGUUUGUUGAUCCUAGUUGAAGGGUUAAUUUCAAUAAUAUUACCAGCCAAUAUACAAACCUGAAUUUAUCAUCUCCAUGAUCUCUAUUAGUAUUAAAGUCCUUUCGAUAUUUAAGGGUAGAGGUUCCACAAAAGUGCUGUGUAUUGAAAUAAAAAAAUAUUAAAAAAACGAAAGAAUUAA
Molecule: messenger RNA, 1310 nt
Organism: Actinia tenebrosa (Australian red waratah sea anemone)
Lineage: Eukaryota; Metazoa; Cnidaria; Anthozoa; Actiniaria; Actiniidae
Product: UPF0696 protein C11orf68 homolog
Source: RefSeq, a predicted model, not a curated record